This is a messenger RNA of Suncus etruscus (white-toothed pygmy shrew), 228 nucleotides long. Its product is annotated as small EDRK-rich factor 2-like. Lineage: Eukaryota; Metazoa; Chordata; Mammalia; Eulipotyphla; Soricidae. The coding region runs from base 1 to 177 and encodes 58 amino acids. The transcript has a single exon. The record is from RefSeq and is a predicted model, not a curated record.
AUGACCCAAGGUAACCAGCACGAGCUCACCCGCCAGAAGAAUAUUAAAAGGCAGAGCAACUCGGUUAAAGGAAAGCACCUAGAUGAUGAGAUUUCUGCUGCCGACAGCAAGCAGAGGGACUUGGAGAUCAUGCAGCAGAAGCAGAAAAAGGCAGACAAGAAGGAGGAACCCAAGUAGCUUUGUGACUUUGUGUCCAACCCUCUUGCCCUUCGCCUGUGUGCCUGGGGU